CCGCCUGCCUUCCCCGACGCCGCGGCGACGCUGCCGGCCUGCGGCCACCACGUCCCGAACACGGCGCUCUCCAUGCUGUCCCUGGACAGGGCCCGCGCCGUGCACGGCGCUGGAGAGACCGUGUCCAUCCGGCUCACCGAGGCCAUCAAGGAGCAACCGGACAGGCACUUGCAGGCAGUGUCCAGCGAAGGCGAGGAAGGUCGGUGGACCAUGGUGUUCGACGAGGGCUUCGAGGUCCGCAUGAGCGGAGGCCUGUCGUUCUUCGCGCACUUCAGGUUCGAGGCUCUCCAGGGCACCUCCCCGGAGAACGGCGACCGAUGGUCCGACAUCGCCAGGUACUUCGGCCGCAGCCCCGAGGGUAUAAAGAUAGAGCCCCAGGGCGACACCUACGCGUCCUAUUGCAACGAGACCUCAUCUGGCUGGUGGCAUCGGCGAGGGACCGGGGGCGAGCUGGAGAGCGGCUGCUUCUGGGCGGCGAAGCGGCAGGAGGGCGGCGGCGCGGCCCCGCCCGUGAGCGUGGUGCGCCUGGCCGGCCCCGGGGGCCCCAAGGCGGCGUCCAUGGCCGUCCGGGCCUCCAGGGCGCACGCGGCCGCGGGCGUCUGGGAGAUCGCGGACCUGCGCGGCCCCGAUGCCAAGGCCAAGGAGGUCCUGCGCCUCGAGCCCGCUGAGCCCCGAGUGGCGCCCGUGCGCUCCGGCCCCGCGGGGCCCGGCCGCCCGCCGGCGGUGGCGCUGCGCGGCACGGCGCCCAGGAACGUCUCCGCGGGCGACGCGGGGGCCCUGCCGAAGUCCUGGGACUGGCGGAAGGAGCUGGCGGGCAUGCACGCGGGCGAGGCGGACGACCUGUCCGAGCAGUUCAGCCAGGGCAACUGCGGUUCGUGCUACGCCUUCUCGGGCGCCCAGGUCCUACAGAUGCGCUUCCGCAUCCGACUGCUGCGGGAGCACGGGGUCCUGUACCCGCUGGAGCUCUCCUGGCGGAGCGCGACGCGGUGCAGCCCCUACACCGAGGGCUGCAACGGGGGGUUCGCCUACCUCGCGUUCAAGCAGGCGGCCGAGACCGGCUUGCCGCUGGCGGAGUGCGAUGCGAGCAUCCCUCCCGAGAAGCUGGACGACUCUUGUGACUGGUCCUGCUACAGGAACAACGACAUGCUCUUCUACGCGAAAGACUAUGGGCAGACGGGGGGGUUCGCGCAAGGCGCGACGGAGGA
Molecule: messenger RNA, 1205 nt
Organism: Prorocentrum cordatum
Lineage: Eukaryota; Dinophyceae; Prorocentrales; Prorocentraceae
Source: the annotation of a GenBank genome assembly